GCGGAGCGUGUGACACAGGAGGUGAUAAAUGCGACGGCGGUCGCGGGGAUUGGCUGCAGUCUUGCAGGCCGCACAUCGACAGAGAGAGCACUGGAGGAUCCUCAAUCAACAGCAUGGGCAAAGUGCACUUUUAUGCCGUCUGGUCUUUACGUGAAGCACCUCGACAAUUUAUACGAAAUGUCAACCGUACAACGUACCAGGUUCAGAUGCCGUUACCUUUACCGAAGCAGCUGAUAGUGUUUGGUUUAGGGGAAUGGUCAUGCUUCUCCAGUGAUACGGAGAUCUCUGUGGAGGUUCUGCUGGGUCCAGAGGUCAAGUCACAGGUCAUCGGGACUCUUUCACCUCACUCCAGGUGUCUGAUUUGGCAAGGAGUUUGGACUCCUGAGCUUCUCGCUGAAGCCACACAGAGAGGCAGGAGAGGAGUUUACGCUAAAGUCAUGCUCAGCAUCCGUGGACAGGUGAGAUCCAGCUUAAUCAGCAGCACUCCACGAAUAACAAGGAAACGUCUAGCGCUGAACCACUCCUCCAAUCCGUCCAGCACACUUCUCAGCAGCGGAGAGAGUCAUGAUAUCACCCAGAGAUCUCCUCCCGAGGGAAGCGUCAGCUAUGCAGAGCUGGGCAAAAGUAAAACAGAGACAGGAGAAAUCACUCUGCUUCAGGGUGUGUGGCAGAUGGACAAAACUCCAAGACGCUCCAUUAUAGGAAUAAAGGGAUAUAUUUGGAGUUCUGAAGAUCCAGAAAGCCCUCAGAAUCCAAACCGAGUUUCAAGCCCAAAGAAGCGCAAACUGUGUAAAAUGUCUGCAGUAGAUUUAGAGGACGAGAUGGCCGUCAAACGUGUGAAGAGCUGCAGGGCUGAUAAUGAUUUCUGGUUCCCCAUGGACGUCUCAUCGUCUGAGGUCAGUCCACCAAUCUCAAAAGGUCACUCAGCAACCUUUGAUCCUGAGUCUAAAGCGGUGUAUGUGUACGGUGGUCAGAGAGACGCCCAGCGAUACAGUGAUAUUUAUAUACUGGACACUAUAACUUGGAAAUGGAAGCUUGUUUCUGCAAAAGGAAAUAUACCGUCAUUGGCGUACCACAGUGCCACGUUCUAUAAGAAGGAGCUGUAUGUAUUUGGAGGAGUGCAGCCCAGCCGAUGUCCUGAAGGCAGUGUUUGCAGUAAUGCAUUGUACAUUUUCAACCCUGAACAUGGUCUGUGGUAUCAACCGAUUGUGGAGGGUGACCGUCCUCUGCCCAGGUUUGGGCACUCCACCACGCUGCUGUCAAACAAGAUGAUCAUUUUUGGUGGGAGAAAAACUGCCACCUACCUCAGUGAUCUUCACAUCCUGGAUCUUGGCUUCAUGGAAUACACUGCUGUAAAGUACGAGAACAUGCCACCAUUGGCCCGUGGGUUUCACGCUGCUCUACCCGUGUCUGACAACAGGGUGCUGAUCAGCGGAGGCUGCAGUGCUGUAGGAGCCCUACAGGACCUCCAUCUCUUUAACUUAGAUACAAGCUCAUGGACAUCAGUGGUGUCUCCAUUGCUUUGCUCUAAGCCUCGCGCAGGCCACAGUCUGAUAAGCCUGGGCUCUACAAAGACUUUAUCUUCAGACCCGAGGGAUCGCCGUCAUGGCAACAUCCUAGUAUUUGGAGGGUCAGAUUGUUCAGGAACAUUUUAUAAUGACACCGUUAAAUGCCCGGUUGAACUUCCCAUUUAGGAUCAGGGACUACAGGAUUUUUCUCUUAGAAAUUAAUCUAGGGUACUUACAGAAACGUGAUAGAAGAAACUUGAACUUGAGAAGCACUUUUAGCAUUUGUUUUUUAACGUUGCAUUGAUGCAGUUUUAGCAUGAACAGCUGUUUUACAGCUACCGUUUUUAUAUUGAUUUCCUUAAAAGCAAGCAAAGCCUUCACUCUCUCUCGUGUAGUUCAGAUUUGUAUUUAGUACAUUCAGAGACUCGAUGUAUUUUUGUACAAUAAAUGUUUUCUCUUAUUUUGCACGUACUUUACGUUUUCACAUUUGUAUUUUUGUCCACUUUGUAUGUUUCACAUUGCACUCACACAUUUUCCUUUAAGUCACUGGUAUGUACAGCUCAUGUCUUGUUCAUAGAUGUCUGAAAGUUGCAAAAAGCGACUAUAGUCUUUUCACCAAAGCAAUAAAUGCAAUACUUUGCUAAAAAG
This is a messenger RNA of Sinocyclocheilus anshuiensis, 2156 nucleotides long. RefSeq lists its product as uncharacterized. Bases 114 to 1694 code for a protein of 526 amino acids. The record is from RefSeq and is a predicted model, not a curated record. Gene Ontology annotation, molecular function: protein binding. NCBI's taxonomy places the organism in Eukaryota, Metazoa, Chordata, Actinopteri, Cypriniformes, Cyprinidae. The transcript is spliced from 12 exons.